AUGUCUUCAACCACAAAACCCGAUCAGAAUGCUCUUGCCUAUCGGGGCCAACCUCUUCCCAACGUUCUUGAAGAUCAAGUCGUCCCCGAUGUCCUAAGUCUUAACUGCGAUGAGCGUCUUUGGGUCCCUCAGUCCGAUCAGGUCUGGUUUAGACCUCUGCUCUUCUCCGUCAGUCAAGGCUUUUUUGUCAACAUUCUCAGAGUUCGCAAAUCUGGAAUACUAUCACGACAUCGCCAUGCCGGCCCUGUGCAUGCCACAGUGUUAAAGGGUAGAUGGCACUAUCUCGAGCAUCCUUGGUGGGCUGAGGAGGGCAGCUAUGCUUUUGAACCUCCAGGUGACAUCCAUACCUUGGAAGUACCUGAUGAUGUGGAGGAAAUGGUUACAAUGUUUCAUGUUACUGGCGCUUACAUCUAUGUUGACGUUGAUGGCAACCCUGUUGGCGUGGAGGAUGUCUUUAGCAAGAUUCAGAAAGCCAAGGAGCAUUACGACAAAAAAGUAGACCAGUUCGAAAACAUGCCAGAAAACAUCAAAGUCGCAGUUGUUCAGCUGCAUUCAAAACCGCUUGAUGUAGAUGCCAAUUUUACAAAAUCCUGUCGCUUCAUCCGACAAGCAGCUGAACAGGGAGCCCAGCUUGUCGUUCUACCAGAAUACCAUUUGAACGGAUAUUUACCUGAAGAGCCCAUAUACAUCGAGCAAGCAGCACGAUGUCAAGAAUACCUUGACCGAUACUGCGCGUUGGCACGGGAGCUUAGCAUUUGUCUUGUCCCAGGAACUCUCGUCGAACGGCAUCCAGCUACAGAUCAGACUGCGCUUAUUGGUAGUAAACGGAUAAGCGGUGUAGAUGGGGACUACCACUUAUUCAACACAUCUUACUUCAUCUCACACGAGGGGGAGAUUCUGGGAUCAUAUCGGAAGAAAAAUCUUUGGCAUACUGAACGUCUUCAUCAAUCUCGAGGCGAGAAGAAGCACUCUGCAAUAUCUACUCCGUUAGGGAAAGUGGGAAUCUUGAUCUGUUGGGAUCUCGCUUUCCCAGAAGCAUUCCGAGAGUUGGUAAGAGAUGGUGCAGAUAUCAUCAUCGUGCCGACCUGUUGGACCCUUGAUGAAUCAUGUUCUUAUGGACUAAAACUAAAUCCCGACUAUGAAAGCCUCGUGCUCAACACAAUGAUCACAUCUCGUUGCUUCGAAAACAGUUGUGCUGUUGUAUUCGCAAAUGCUGGCGGGCCCCCGGAUACGUUUGUUGGGUUAUCCCAGGUCGCUAUACCAUUUAUAGGUCCUGUCAAUCGUAUGUCGGACAGUUCAGAGGGGGUUUUCACUGCCGAUAUUGAUAUGGAAGUAUUAAAGCAGUCGGAGCUCAACUAUAAAGUGAGAGAAGACAUGACAGGCGAGGACUGGCACUACUAA
Molecule: messenger RNA, 1401 nt
Organism: Trichoderma aggressivum f. europaeum
Lineage: Eukaryota; Fungi; Ascomycota; Sordariomycetes; Hypocreales; Hypocreaceae
Exons: 4
Coding region: 1-1401 (466 amino acids)
Molecular function (GO): beta-ureidopropionase activity
Source: RefSeq, a predicted model, not a curated record